Messenger RNA from Amphiprion ocellaris (clown anemonefish), 2429 nucleotides. RefSeq names its product B2 bradykinin receptor-like. Gene Ontology annotation, molecular function: bradykinin receptor activity. NCBI's taxonomy places the organism in Eukaryota, Metazoa, Chordata, Actinopteri, Pomacentridae. The record is from RefSeq and is a predicted model, not a curated record. Gene Ontology annotation, cellular component: membrane. Bases 101 to 1165 code for a protein of 354 amino acids. The transcript has 2 exons. Gene Ontology annotation, biological process: immune response; G protein-coupled receptor signaling pathway; neutrophil chemotaxis.
UGGCUGAGUGAUCAGAUCAGAGACAGACUGAGUGCAGCAGCAGAAGGAACUGGAAGAUUAUCGCUGGGAAUUUUAACAUUUUCUAUUUUCACCAAAAGGCAUGACUCUUUUGCCAACAAGCAUCCCUGCAAACUUCAGCCAUGAAGCUGUGGAUGAAAACCACAACAACACGGACUACACUUUGUGCCAUUAUGAUGAAAGCGAGUGGAUCUUCACUGUGAUUCCAGUGUACAUCCUGAUCAUCAGUGUGCUGGGAAUUAUCCUGAAUGUGUUUGUGUUGAUGAUUUACUGGCUACACAAGACGGCCUGUAACGUGGCUGAGAUCUACUUGAGCAACCUGGCGGCUGCCCACCUCUUUCUGAUGUCUAGUUUACCCUUCUGGGCUGUGAAUGUGCAAAAAAGAUAUGACUGGAACUUGAGUGAAACCCUGUGUAAACUGGUCCCCUUCUCCAUCAGCAUGAAUGCUGACUGCAGCAUCUACAUCCUGGUUCUGGUCAGCAUUGACCGAUAUUUGGCACUGGUGCACCCACUGACCCAUGGAAGAAUGCGGAGCCCAUUUUAUGCCAAACUGGCAUGUGUAGUGGUGUGGGCUGUAUGCUUUCUGUUGAAUGUCCCUGUACUCAUCUACAGGGAAGUUGAACACUACCCUGAGCAGAAUUUUAGCAUAUGCUUUCUUUCUUAUUCAGAUCAAACAGACAAAGUGGUAAGCAUCCUCAAUGUCAUUCUAAAGUUUGUUAUUCCCAUUUUUAUUAUGUCCUUCUGCACUCUCAAAAUUAUUCAAGCUGUCAGAAGCAGGUUAAGGGAAAGAUUUAGCACUCAGGGAAAGGAGCAGAAGGCUACCACUCUGAUUCUUGCAGUCCUCCUGGCGUUCCUGAUCUGCUGGGUGCCAUUCCAUGUGUUUAAGAUACUAGAUCUGCUGAGUAGAUAUAACAUUGUGGGAGGGUGUGAGUUUCGCUUAGGUUGGUUCCAACAGAUCUUCAUCUUCUUAGCCUUCUUCAAUAGUGUUCUCAACCCCAUUCUCUACGUUUGUGUAGGGAGAAACUUCCGGAGAAAAGUUAAGGAGACCUUCAGUCAGAUAAGUAAUAGGAGAAAAUCAACAUUCAGCCUCCUCACCACAUGUGCAAACCUGUCAAGAAGUGUUAAAACUGAGAAUGCCACAAGCUAAGCUGUGGGAUUGUAUUUUUUUAAUUUAGGGUUUAUGUUUUAAAGAUUUUAUACAGUGGAACUGGCAAUGUUUUACAUGGAUACAAUGUAAGAAAGAUAUGUUUAAAAUUACAAGUGCUUUAGCUGGGAGGAGGACCAAGAAUAUUUGUGUUCAAUGAUUCAAAGAAUGUAGGACAUCUGUGUUUUUCUGCAACUCUUCUUUAUGUGCCGGGGUUUCUCCCAACACUUAAAUGCUUUUUGAGGCACUGAUGUAUAAAUAAUCGAUAGGAAGAUGUAGGCACACACUCACAAAUAUAUACUUUUUUCAACAUAGUCCUGAACUCUUAUCUUUUAGGACAAUACAAAAGUGAGGGAAAAGGAUGACUGAAACAUAAAGAUUUAUUGUUUAAAGUCACAUUGUUUUUUUUAGCUCUUUUCUGUCUAACAUCAGCAGAUGGGUAGAAAUCAAGGGUGUGAUCAUUUUAAAAGGAAGUAAUUGAAUAUGUCUCUAUCUCAAGACAUCCUGCUGACAUUUUAUAUCACUUAUGGUGUAUUUACCAAAAUCUGCAACUCAACCACAUCAGUUAUCAUGCUUUCAGAUUUAACACAACAGCAACAGUGCUGCAUAAUUAAACAGGGUUACCACACAUGUUUUACAUCACAGAAGUAAUGGACAAAACCUAAGAUAAUGGAAAUAUUGUACCAAAGAAAUGGAGGCAGACUUUGUGUCUCUAUACAUCAUCAGUUACACUCUUGGCACAAGAAGUCAGUGUUGGGAUGUUUCACUCCUGAAUGCAUGUGCAUGUAUUUAAAUAUCAUUCUCUGUAUUGUGACAAAUCUGUUAUUGUGACAAAACUGUAUUGUUUUGGGUUUGUACUAUUCACAGACCAUCCUGUCAUGUUUUAAAACCAUGUAAUAUUACUUACUUAUGUGUGUGACAUUGCGACUGGAGCAAACUUCAAAUACUUUUUCAACCUGCCAACAGUAUAGAGUGGCUACCUGCACAUUGUGCAGACAUCUGCAUGCUUGUACAGUUUGUAAUUUGUUGCUUGGUGCAGUUGAUUUACUAUUCAAGUAAGAGGAUCUGGAAGAAUAUUUUCUCAUCUGGUCAUGCAACUCUGUCUUCACUUGGUGAACACACUUCACUGUUGCUGAAAUAUCCUGUGUGUGUCAGUUGUGUUUGCAUAACAAAUGUAUUGUAACACUUGCUAUAGGAUGACAGAAAUGCAAAGGACCAAUUUUAAUCUUUUGCUGGUAUACAAAUAAACAUACACCCAUGAACUUUA